This is a messenger RNA of Desarmillaria tabescens, 2643 nucleotides long. Its product is annotated as kinase-like domain-containing protein. Bases 1 to 2643 code for a protein of 880 amino acids. Gene Ontology annotation, biological process: protein phosphorylation; intracellular signal transduction. Gene Ontology annotation, molecular function: ATP binding; protein serine/threonine kinase activity. The record is from RefSeq and is a predicted model, not a curated record. The transcript has 3 exons. Gene Ontology annotation, cellular component: cytoplasm. Lineage: Eukaryota; Fungi; Basidiomycota; Agaricomycetes; Agaricales; Physalacriaceae.
AUGAUCCUCCGCAAACUCGCUUCUCCGAUACCAAAGUCCCAUUACACCGACCUCGACCCGUUGUCCCUGUCGUCCGUACCGUCGCCCUCAAUAUCUCCUUCACCAUGCUCGACCUCCCCAGCGAGCAACUCACAGUCAAAAACUCAUGCUUUCUUCGCUUCUCCCUUUUCGACGCGACCAUCAAGUCCAGUUCCCCCGACAAAGAGAAACACAGACGAUCUAGAUUUGAAUGGAAAUGGCAAUAAACCAAAUUCCAAAAGGUCGUCUGCUGCGCCACGAUCAUUGACGGCAGAUUUCUUCGCAACGACGGCGACCUCACCUACAAUUUCUGUUCAACCAAAGAGUAAAAGGAAUUUUCUUAAUCUUGAUUUGCUGCGGUAUGCCCCCAACGUCGAUGGAACCGCACAGCAUCCAAGCUCGCUUGCGACAAACUUUACCUCGACACCGACACCGACGUCUAUUGAAUAUCCUGAUAUGUCAAGCGAGCCAACGCCGCGACCGCCAGCCCUCAAGCUCAAGCUAUCUCCCAAUCUGAUGGAGCCCGCCUCUAUGCAGCCAAGCCCUCUUUCCCUCGUACAGCCCGUCCCGCCACCGCCUGGAACGCAGGAAGACGCUGAGGUUCUGCCUUCCUCGGCAUCGAUAAGCUCGUCGGUGCGCUCCGAUGACACAUCGGACGUAUACGACGAGCUCGCUCCAGGCAUGAUCAUCAGGUCUUUCCUACCUGGUCAUUCAUCCUCCUCCUCUUCUGUUAAGCAGACACCAACCCCCACCACCUCUUUUCCCAGCAGUGAUACCCUUUCUCCCCUCAAAUCCGAUCCCCAUCCCGCCGGCGACCCUGCUCCAGGUGACGUAUCCCUUCGCUUGAAACGUGCACUCGGUAAAGGCGCGUUUUCGAAUGUGUGGCUGGCGGAAGAUCUCUCCCCCACCCCUCUGCUACUAAAGACGAAGAAGAGCCUGAGACAUUUGAAGAGGAAGGCGGAGGCGGCGUCAAGUGGGAAGCUCAAGCAUUCGAGGUCGUCUUCAAGCUUGAUGAAGCGACUACGUGGUGGUGUGAGUGGAACAAGGCCCCAUAAUGGGUCGCCUACUACUAGCCCCAACAAGUAUGGAAAUGGACUAGGUGUAGGGCAUACACAUCCGAUCAAAGACCGCAUUUCGAGCUCCAGCUCUGUCAGGAGCAUCUAUCUGGACGAGAAAGACGGCGAUGGGGUCUCACCUGAUGCAGGAACGUCUCUAUCGCGUGCUUCCUCCAUAUCUUGGCAAUCCGUGUCCUCAUCGGACAGCGAUGGCGUCGGUAGUGUGCACCGGUCGAGUUCGACUCGUUCAGCCAGGAUUAAAAGGGCCCCCAAGCUUGUCGCUGUUAAACUGACACUGAGAGGAUCCAUUGAAGUGAAGAAAGAUGCGUAUUAUCAGGCAGAAGAGGAGAGAGAGCGAGAUCGCAUGCGUGUUAGCUUCGUGAGAGAAGUGGAGGUCCUCAAGGCAAGUCGAUAUUCGAUCAAUUCUGUCUCACUUGCCUCCGAUGUCUUUGAUGUUUGGCUUAUCUUUUCCAUUUUCCAGCAUAUCUCCCAUCCGAAUAUAACGCCAUUGCUGUCCCAUCUGACGACUCGUACCCAUCAUCUCUUAGUAUUACCGUACUGUUCGGGCGGCGACCUAUUAGAGCUGGUAACCUCUGAAUCUUGGCAUGUGCUCGACGAGAGCAUCGUCAAGCGGAUAUGGGUAGAAGUAUGCCGUGCAGUCGGCUGGAUGCAUGGUGUCGGUCUAGUGCAUAGAGAUAUCAAGCUAGAGAACAUCCUACUCACCGUGCCGUUAUCGUCCUCGAUGAUCCCCAAACCGCCACAGGAUCCGUAUGAUACGGACGCGUCCCAUUCACCUCUUUCAUUACCCACUCCCCCGCUCCCACUUAUACAACUUACUGACUUCGGACUAUCGCGGUUUAUUGAUCCUUCUCGUCCAUUAUUGACGACGCGAUGCGGCAGCGAGGCGUAUGCAGCACCCGAGUUGGUCAUUAGCGGUGGUCGGUCUACUGUCGCGUCGGGUAAAAGUAAAUGGGGAGACUACGCGGAAGCUGAUGGGGGCGGAUACGAUGCCCGCGAAACUGACGCAUGGGCUUGUGGUGUUGCAUUAUACGAAAUUAUGACGAGGUUGCUACCCUUUGGCGAGGGUCCUAGUGAUGGAAAGCCGUAUGGGCGAGCCAAGUUCGCGGGUACGCCGAGUGAAAGGAGACAGUGGUUGAUCAAGAUUGCGAGAGCUGAGUGGAAAUGGCCUGAGGGAUCGAAGCACGGCGACGGUGAGGAGUCGAUUGUCGAGUGUACGGGGGCACGCCGAAUGGUUGAAAGGCUACUUGUCCGGGAUCCGAGCAAGCGGUCGAGAAUAAUUGACUUGUGGGAUGAUGAGUGGAUGAGUGGCCUUGUAUCUCCGCCGCCAUCUGGGAGGCCCAGUAUGGAGAAGGAAGCAGACAAGGGUGGAUAUAGUGUUAGAGUGAACGUCUGGCGUGAUUCUCAGCGGCUAGAGAACGGCCAGUACGAGGAUGAUUUUCGGGAAGACGGGCUUGACGAAGAAGAAAUGUUGGAGAAUGAGGUUGAUACUGAUGGGUGGAUCGUUGACAAGGAGGGGAUUGGGAGUAUUGCGAGUGAAGAGGUACAGUAA